Pseudo-nitzschia multistriata is the source of this 1224-nucleotide messenger RNA. NCBI's taxonomy places the organism in Eukaryota, Bacillariophyta, Bacillariophyceae, Bacillariales, Bacillariaceae. The record is from the annotation of a GenBank genome assembly.
GGAAGACUCUUUUUCGUUGUCGUGAACUAUUUUAAUACUUGAUAAAGUACGAGUACCGUACCCUACUACUUACUCCUACUCCUACUCCUACUCCUACUCUUUUCUGAGUGCACGUUUCAGAAUGAAUUCAUUUUCUCUUUCUGAACUCAUUCGAUCAGCCAUUACGUAUCCAAAGAGAAUGAGAAAGCUUUUCCAGGAGGCGGAAUUCCAAGCCGCACGAGACAACAAAAUCCAGGCAGUUCUUCCGAAUCUUCCAGGUGAGUAUCCCCUGGUACUCGGCACGAUUCGAUUCUUGGAUUGCAGCAACAAACUGACAUCUGGAUUCUUUUGCCGUGCCCAAGUCUUUCGCAAUAACUUUCUCACGUGCAACACAGCAGAAGGAAUUCCAUGGACACCUCCCGAAAAUAACGACGACAUCGACCAGCGGAUUAGCGUGGGUCAAGGCACGGAAAACGAUGGAGAAGACAAUGCGCAACCGAGCAACAAUAGCAACAGACAGAUCACGAACUCCAAUAGGGUGAGCGAGCAUCAGAAUCCGCAUUGGCUCACGACCUGCUCUCCCGUGAGCCUGGGAUCCACCUUAGCGAUAGGGAUUCCGGCAGUGAUCCAAGUUUUCACCUGGGUAAUGGUGGCCUCGUGUCUGUGCUAUUUUCCUUCCACGAUUUGUGACCACUUUUCUCGGGCUUUGGCCCCAACCAAUUGCUGUACCUGUCCGCUCUACGUUGUCUUUCGGGUACUGUUUUACACAUUUUGGUUUUGGGACUGGGUCACUUUGAUGGUGAGCGAGAUGGUCACGGCAAUCUGGGUCCUGAUAGCUUCUAUUGUAGGCUUUUGUACGGGCGGCACCCUGGGGGCCCGCUCUUUGCGCCAAAAUAUCCGCCUAAUGUGCGAUCGAACACGGCUUUUAUUCCGCGAAAGAAAGAAAAGCCCUCUCGAACUCUUUUGUGGCUCUGGUACCCCGAGCUCGAACGAGCUAUCCGGCGGCAAUCCCGGGGAUACGAACGAUCAUCGCGCCAGUUCGGAGCGUCGAGUACAGCGAGGAGAACAAAGACAUGGAGAGCCCGUUGGUUCGUGCAACCUCCCUUGUUGUGCAGCAAGGAAUCUGCGACACCGAGCAACGAUGGGAUAUUCUUGUUCUAAAAGCUCUGUAUACACUUUAUAAACACAUAAAAUUCAUUUCUUUGGCAGUUCUGGGCCAACCAUUGAUAAAAUUAUUUCCGGUCG